Molecule: messenger RNA, 1566 nt
Organism: Mesitornis unicolor (brown roatelo)
Lineage: Eukaryota; Metazoa; Chordata; Aves; Mesitornithiformes; Mesitornithidae
Gene: SLC18A1
Product: solute carrier family 18 (vesicular monoamine transporter), member 1
Exons: 16
Coding region: 1-1566 (521 amino acids)
Biological process (GO): aminergic neurotransmitter loading into synaptic vesicle; xenobiotic transport; transmembrane transport
Cellular component (GO): synaptic vesicle membrane; terminal bouton
Molecular function (GO): xenobiotic transmembrane transporter activity; serotonin:sodium:chloride symporter activity
Source: RefSeq, a predicted model, not a curated record
AUGCUUUGGGGGGAGCUCCUCGUGCGCUGGCUGGCGGCGGGCAGGGCGUCGCGGAGGCUGGUGCUGGUGGUGGUGUUCGUGGCGCUGCUGCUGGACAACAUGCUGCUGACCGUCGUGGUACCGAUCGUCCCCACCUUCCUUUACACAACUGAAUAUGAAGGCACCAACGGCUCCACUGCCUCAACCCGGGCUGAGCCAGCUCCUCCAGCCCUGAACCCUCCUUUCUUCUCCACGUUCUCCUAUUUUGACAACACCACGGUGGCUGCCUCGGGCUCCAUCAGCGCUGUGGGGCUGGUGAAUGGGACACAGAGCAGCCCCCUACCAGAGACCCCCACCAGCAGCCCCCCACCACCGAGCGGCUGCCUGGAGGGCGAGGAGUUCCUCACCAACGAAAACGUCCGUGUGGGGCUGCUCUUUGCCUCCAAGGCUCUCGUGCAGCUGGUGGUGAACCCGUCCGUGGGUCUCCUAACCAACAGGAUCGGAUACCACAUCCCCAUGUUCAUAGGGUUCAUCAUCAUGUUCGUCUCCACAGUCAUGUUUGCCUUCUCAGGCACCUACACCCUGCUCUUCAUCGCCCGCGCCCUCCAAGGCAUCGGGUCGUCCUUCUCAUCCGUCGCAGGCCUGGGCAUGCUGGCUUCCGUCUACACGGACGACUUCGAGAGGGGCAACGCGAUGGGGAUCGCUCUUGGAGGCUUGGCCUUGGGUGUGCUGAUUGGGGCUCCCUUUGGGAGCGUGAUGAACGAAUUUGUGGGGAAAUCAUCUCCAUUCCUGGUCCUGGCGUUCCUCGCGCUCUUGGAUGGAGCUUUGCAGCUCUGCAUCCUGCAGCCCUCUAAGAUCUGCCCUGAGAGCACCAAGGGCACCCCAGUGCUCACCCUGCUGCGAGACCCCUACAUCCUCAUCGCUGCAGGAGCCCUCUGCUUCUCCAACAUGGGGGUGGCCAUGCUGGAGCCCACCCUGCCCAUCUGGAUGAUGCAGACCAUGUGCUCCCCGAAAUGGCAGCUAGGGAUGGCGUUCCUCCCCGCCAGCAUUUCCUACCUCAUCGGCACCAACCUCUUCGGGAUUCUGGCUAACAAAAUGGGCCGGUGGCUGUGCUCCCUGAUCGGCAUGGCCGUGGUGGGAAUCAGUCUCCUGUGUGUACCCCUGGCCAAAAGCAUUUACGGGCUGAUCGGCCCGAACGGCGGCCUUGGCUUUGCCAUAGGAAUGGUGGACUCCUCGAUGAUGCCCAUCAUGGGUUACCUCGUGGACCUCCGCCACACCUCGGUCUACGGCAACGUCUACGCCAUAGCCGACAUCGCCUUCUGCACGGGCUUUGCGAUUGGUCCGUCCACAGGCGGCGCGAUCGUUCGAGCUGUCGGGUUCCCCUGGCUGAUGGUCAUCAUUGGGGUUAUCAACAUCGCUUACGCUCCUCUCUGCUGGUACCUGCGCAACCCUCCCGCUAAGGAGGAGAAGAUCGCAAUCCUAAGCCAGGAGUGCCCCAUGCAACCCAAAAGCUACAGCGCUCCGAAAACCCUGCGCGCUUUCCCUCUCGCAGACGACAGCGACGUGGAGGCGGACGGCGCAGAAUAG